Messenger RNA from Oncorhynchus gorbuscha (pink salmon), 3018 nucleotides. RefSeq names its product G protein-coupled receptor 84 (gene gpr84). Gene Ontology annotation, cellular component: membrane. Gene Ontology annotation, molecular function: urotensin II receptor activity. Gene Ontology annotation, biological process: neuropeptide signaling pathway. Bases 131 to 1384 code for a protein of 417 amino acids. The transcript is spliced from 2 exons. Lineage: Eukaryota; Metazoa; Chordata; Actinopteri; Salmoniformes; Salmonidae. The record is from RefSeq and is a predicted model, not a curated record.
AGUUAAGUGACUGAUAAACUGCAUAAAGGCUUUGAGACAACAGAACAACCACAACACACAGGACAACACAAAUGCCAAGAUACUGCACAGAGAGACACAGACUCCUUGACAGAAAACGUUAGAACUGAGGAUGCUGGAGAACGUCACAGGUGACGUGCAGAAUGACACCUUCUCCUGCCACCACCCCUCGGUGGAGGCCUACCGCUACUUUGGCGUGCUGUGGGGUUCGGUAGUUACUAUAGUUGGAACGGUGGGGAACAUGCUUACCAUUCUGGCCUUCGCCACGGACACCCGGCUGCGGACGCGUUUCAACGUGCUGAUAGUGAACCUGGCCCUGGCGGACCUGUUGUACUGUACCCUGCUGCAGCCCGUCUCUGUCGACUCCUACCUACAUCUCCGCUGGAGGGGCGGACCUCUCUGGUGCAGCAUCUUUGGCCUCCUCCUUUUUCUCUCCAACUCUGUUUCUAUCAUCACCCUGUGUCUGAUCGCGGCCAGCCGUUACCUGCUGGUGACGAAGCGGGAUGUGUUUGAGCGGGUGUUUUCUGGUCGAGGCCUGGCUCUCCUCCUGCCCUCCACCUGGGCCCUGGGCCUGGCCAGCUUUGGCCCACUCUGGCCCGUUUAUGUAUUUGCCCCACAGGUGUGCACCUGCAGUUUCCACCGCACCAGGGGGCGCCCUUACACCACCGUGCUGCUAUUCUUCUACUUCUUUAUCGGCCUGGGCUGCGUGGGGAUUUUCUACCUGCUCAUUUACAGGCGAGUCAGGGUGGCGGCACUGGCACUGGUCCGCUACCGGUUUAGCCGACGCUCGUCACAAAAGAAGCCGAACUCAUCAGAACAAGGGACGGAGGGGGAUAGUGGAGUCGGGAGCGGGGUGGCCACCACCCAGAGCUGUGAAUUGAGCAGCCAGGCAGAACUAACCCAAUACAAGGGGGUAGAGGUGAAGGUGCACCCUGGGAAAGCCCAGUCCUCCCACUCCACCUGGGGAUCUGCUAUAACUUCACAUUCAGCUCACCUAGCAGGGGCACAGGAGCUAACCCCUGCCCUCAACCCUGUGCCCCGCUCGGCCACUCCUGCCCCCAUCACUGCCCCCUCCUCCUCCACCACCUCUUCAGGGGACAAUGUUGAGUUUAGACGUGUGACCCGGAUGUGUUUCACUGUCUUCCUGUGUUUCGUGGGCUGUUUUGUCCCGUUCCUGCUGCUGAACAUUGCUGAUAAGCAGAACCGUGCACCUCAGGUGCUCCACAUGUUCUGUGCCAACCUCACCUGGCUCAACAGUUGUAUUAACCCUGUGCUCUACGCUGUCAUGAACCGCCAGUUCGGACAGGCCUACCGGGCCCUUCUAGUCAGGGCCGCCACACCCUUCACACACCUCUGGACACGGUGACCUAUACAUGCUGGUUGUUUAGUAGAUGCAGUUAUUCAGAUUGACUUUAGUCAGUGUAUUCAAUUAAGGUACAUAAGACAACCACACAUUGGUAAUUAUCACUCACUUUUCUCAGCCCACACUGGUAUGGAUUGAGCUACUUCCUCCUGUCUAACUUCCUCUCCUCCUUCCUGAAUAUUACAUUUACUGUCACCUAGCAAGGGAAAAAAUGUGCUUUUCUGUGAUUUUUGGAAAGGGCAAAUUUAUUUUGGGCUAAGAUUAUGCUCGUCUUUUCCCCAGUUACAAACACCAAUGUACAGUUACUGAUAAGCCUUUGUCCCCGUACAUGAAAUAGCUUUCAGAGCGGCUAUAUAAUGUGGUCAAAUCUCACCAGGAAAUCUAUUUUAUUCCAGCAGGAAGCCAGAAGCCACCAACAGGGAGAUAGUUAUGCAAAGAACUAUAGCCUCCUUUACGUCUUGUGUUUAUUUAUUGUCUGUGCCAUUGUACUUUUGUCUGUUCAUUUACACUCCCCUACUGUACAUGUGUAUUUGGACAGUAAUGAUAAAUGUUUUUAAUUUGGCUCUGUACUCCAGCAUUUUGGAUUUGAGAUCAAAUGUUUCAUAAAAAGUGACAGCACACAGACUGUCACCUUUUUAUUUGAGGGUAUUUUCAUACUUAUCUGAUUUAACGUUUAGAAAUGGAAGCACUUUAUAUAUCUAGUGCCCCCAUUUGAAGACGUCAAGUAUUUGGACACAUUUCCCUUAGUGUAUUUAAAUAGUCAUAAGUUUAGUAUUUGGUCCCAUAUUCCUUGCACACAAUGGUUACGUCAAGCUUGUUGGAUGCAUUUACAGCUUGUUUUGGUUGUGUUACGGAUUAUGUUUUGUCCAAUAGGAAGUGGAUGGUGAAUGAUAUUUUUGGUGUCACUUUUUUUGUAAUACUAUAAUAUAUUUGUGAACACUUCUACAUGAAUGUGGACACUACCAUGAUUAUAGAUCCUGAAUGAAUUGUGAAUGAUGAGAGAAAGUUACAAAGGGACAAAGAUCAUACACCCCCAAAAUCUCCCCCAUUAUUGGUAAUAGUGAGAGGUGAUUGACUCAUUUUUAUUCCUAAUCAUGGCAUCAUCACCAUUUACUCCAUUCAGUUUCUAUUGGGGAAAACAGAACCAAAACAAACUGAAAAUGGAUCCAAGGAGUUUGUAGCCACAAGCUUGAUGUAGUCAUUGUGUGCUAACAAUAUGGGACCAAAUACAACACUGACAAAUUUGGUACAUUAUAAAUGAUAUUUGAAAUACAUAUGAAUUUGGACAGUGAAGCAAAAACAAAUCUAUGUCUCCUCAUUACUCCAUAGUACCUUUAAUUUGUAAACAUAGAACAUUAUCCUUUUACACAUAGGACAUUUCAUUUACACAACAUGUGGAACUUCUGCCAACCCUAAAGCAGAACUUUUGAUAGAUUUCUCAACUCGCAUGUCCUAAAGUAAUGGUGCAACUCAAAAUGUCCUCCAUGACAUGAUUAAGUUGACCUUCACCUCCUGAUAGUUGAGAAUAUUUGUAAUCAUAGCAGUCAUAUUGGUAUACGUGAUUUGGAUUUGUCAUAUCGUAGUCUAUUGCGGAAUUACAAUGUUGAGAUUAUUUUAAUACAGAACAACAUACUGUA